Messenger RNA from Osmia bicornis bicornis, 2263 nucleotides. RefSeq names its product probable protein S-acyltransferase 23 (gene Patsas). Gene Ontology annotation, cellular component: Golgi membrane. The transcript is spliced from 9 exons. The coding region runs from base 529 to 2190 and encodes 553 amino acids. Gene Ontology annotation, biological process: protein palmitoylation. Lineage: Eukaryota; Metazoa; Arthropoda; Insecta; Hymenoptera; Megachilidae. The record is from RefSeq and is a predicted model, not a curated record. Gene Ontology annotation, molecular function: protein binding; palmitoyltransferase activity.
GCCCCUGAAGAGGAAUUUCCCAGUGGAAACCUACCAUGCUCGAUACUGUAUAUACGAACGAUAAAAUGUAAUAUUUAAUAAAGCUAUCCGCUAGUUAAACUUCCAAAAAUAAAAAUAAAUUUUACGUUUCAUGCAAUUUUAGUACGCAGGCGUUCAUUCAACUAUAGUAUUGAUUUUCAUGCGUAAUGUCACGCAACUAGUAUGGUCUCACUUCGAAGUGCGAACAUUGCUGCUCGUAAUUAAUCAAACUGCUGUAUAAGAAAGGUAUUGUUCUAGACUUUAUUACAAUAAACGAAACGGUGUCUAGCAAGAAUUCGAUUGAACAACAUGGUUGGACCAAAUGUUUCUUUGUGACUAACUGUUUCGGAAGGUGGAACAACCUCAGCCUCAGGCGCAUCCUUUAAGACACCUUCCGAACACGAGCGAGUAAAUACGGAGCUCGCAACGCUUUGUAAGGUGUAUCCUGUAAGCCCUGUAACUGGGCCCGGGGCAGCGAGAUCCGUAUGGGAAUUAAGUCCCGAUCCCGACAUGGUCGGGCAUCUACCAAAUACUCCGAUUUCUAGCACCACUCAUCAAAAUCAUGGAUCUGCUAAGGAUUCUGAACUGCAACGGAGAAGCGGUCCUGACGACAACAUUUAUGCCGACGAAACUGCUCCCGGUCAAACUCCGUCUAACGAAACCAAACAGAUCUUUGAACUACUUAGAUCCGGGGAAAUAACGGAUGUGGAUGAAUUAGUAGAAAAGAAUGGUUUAAGUUUGUUAAGCGCAAGGGAUGAAUGGGGAUAUACCCCAGCCCAUUGGGCUGCUCUGGAUGGAAACAUCGAAGUAAUGAGAUACUUAAUAGAACGAAAUGGACCAGUUGAUCUUUCUUGUCUUGGAAUUCAAGGACCGAGACCGAUACAUUGGGCUUGCCGGAAAGGUCAUAGUGCGUUAGUUCAAGUGUUAUUAAAGGCAGGUGUAGCUGUUAAUGCAGCAGAUUUUAAAGGCCUAACUCCUUUGAUGACUGCCUGUAUGUUUGGAAAAUUUGCAACAGCAGCAUUUUUAUUAGGGUCCGGUGCAUUAGGACAUUUAACAGAUAUAAACGGCGAUACUGCCCUUCAUUGGGCUGCAUAUAAGGGACAUGCAGAACUAAUAAGAUUACUCAUGUAUAGUGGAGUAGAUUUACAAAAACCAGAUUACUUUGGAUCUACUCCACUACACUUAGCAUGUCUUUCCGGCAAUGUCAGUUGCGUUAAAAUAUUGUGUGAAAAGAGUAAAAUUGAAUUAGAACCUCGUGACAAAAAUGGUAAAACACCGUUACAGCUGGCAAAAAGUCAUAGACAUUAUGAGAUUAUAAGAAUACUUCAAGCUGAACAAAAACGACGGUGUAGAUGGAUUCCACCUAUCAAUGAACUUUGGGCAUUAUUAUUUGGUGGAGCUGGCAACAGUAAAGGUCCUAUAUUAUUAUUUAUGGUAUCAGUUCUUUUAUGGGGAUAUCCAAUGUACUUACUAAAAUGUAUCCCAUUAACGUGGAAUCUCUUACGCGGUAGUCAUUAUUGCUUUAUUUAUUGGAACAUCGUUAUGUGGAUUUCAUGGAUUGUUGCAAAUAGAAGAGAUCCUGGUUACAUACCACAAAACAGUGAAACUUAUUAUAGAGCAAUCAAUCAGAUUCCAUACUUCGAUAAAUGGAAGAAACGAAAUGUAUUGUUAUCUCGACUAUGUCACAGUUGUAGAUGCUUCAGACCAAUAAGGGCUAAACAUUGCAGAAUAUGUAAUAGAUGUGUUACAUAUUUCGAUCAUCACUGUCCCUUUAUAUACAACUGUGUGGGUUUAAGAAACAGAAUGUGGUUCUUCUUGUUCGUCAUGUGUGUAGCAAUAAAUUGUUCUUUUACAAUUUAUUUUGCCUGCUACUGUAUGGCAAUUGAAGGAAUCCAAUUACUAUAUGUGUUGGGGGUACUAGAAGCUUUAGUGUUUUGUGGACUUGGAUGGAUUCUAACAUGCACUUCGGUAUUACAUGCUUGCAUGAACUUGACCACAAAUGAAAUGUUUAACUAUAAACGAUAUUCAUAUUUAAGAGACAAGAAAGGAAAAUAUUUAAAUCCAUUUAGUAGAGGUCCUGUUCUCAAUUUUAUUGAGUUCUUUCUUUGUCCUCCAAAUCACCAGACAAACAAUCCUCAAAAUUACCAAAUACUUUCAGAAGAUAUGAUGUAAACUAUUACGAAACCACUAUUUUAUAACAACACUACGCUUCUAAAAGAUAAAAAUAUUGAUUAUAUAAUUAUUU